Messenger RNA from Adineta ricciae, 1569 nucleotides. The record is from the annotation of a GenBank genome assembly. NCBI's taxonomy places the organism in Eukaryota, Metazoa, Rotifera, Eurotatoria, Adinetida, Adinetidae.
AUGGAAUCAACAGUUGACUCAGAACCCAGCCGCUGGCAUUGGUUUUCCUUACGAAAUCGUGUAAAGUUGAAUUUGCUUCAUAUAUCCGCGAUAUUAUGUCUGCAAACGCUUUGCUAUUGCGCUGUUACAUCUAUUGAUACAUAUAUUAGUUCACUGCCAAGUAAUAAUAAUACUGUAUCGUAUGGUGAAGAUAUUAAUGGGACAUGUUCUCAAAUUGACAAUGAAACGUCAGUCGAAGAAUCCAAUCAGAGCGUUACCUAUAAGAGACAUAUUGCGAAUAGUAUUCCCGCAAUUGUUAUGACUUAUGCACUAGCUAUUUUCAUGCCGUUUGUUGGUAAACGAUUCGUACUUCUCUUGUGCAUGCUGGGCAUUUGGAUACAAAUAAUCAUUGCUCUAGUGAUAGUUUAUUUGAAUCUAAGUGUGUAUUGGUGGUAUUUCAAUGGUUUUGUGUUGGGUCUAUUUGGUGGUGCUGGUAUUAUUGAUUUUGUGACUUAUUUAAUUAUUGUCGAUAUUACAACUAAGGAGAAUCGUUCAGUAUGGUUCAUUCGAUUGUAUGCUAUGAGAAAAGGACUUGAAGCAAUAAUUACUUUUGCCAUAUUUUGUUUUGUUGAACAUCAUGGCUAUAUUCCAUUAUUUUGGUGUGGUUUUGUUCUACAAGCUAUAGCCAUUGUUGCCACUUGGCUGUUUUACGACUUAUCUCUUUAUAAUCAUACAAAUCUACGUGGACAUCAUCAAAUAGGUUUGAGUUUCGAUAUAAUUACUAUAUUCUACGGAAAUCGUCGUCCAACGGUGCAAAAAGUUACCGUGUUAUUGACCAUCAUUGCUUACUGCUUUUAUUCGUUUAUCCAUUCCAUGUCGUCAACAUUUCUUUUUGCACUUGCACAUUAUCCUAUUUGCUGGUCGGAAAUGUUAAUUAAUAUCUACAGACUAGUCAAAGGCAUCAGUCUAGCGGUACUCAGUACUCUUGGAUAUCACCUAUUGGCUUGGUUAACCAAAUCCAAUGAUGAACUCAUCUGUGCUAUUGGUUAUAUCUUCUCACUGUUUGCAUCUCUUUGGUUAAUAUUUGCCCAAUAUAAGUGGCAAGUGUUCAGCACUAGUGUAAUAUAUGCGUUGACAAAUUUUCAAGGUCCAUUGACUUUAUCAAUUUUGGCAGCAUGGCUGAAACCGUAUGAAAUUAAUAUUGCAUUUAUCUUUAUUAUUGUUAUCAAUCAAUUAAUCACGUCAUUCGGUGAUCCGUUUUUUCAAAUGAUCUAUAUGAAAACUUCAAAGCAACAUACGGCUACGGUUUUGUAUAUAAACGCUGCAGUGUGUGUUAUUCCGUUGAUACUCAACAUCUGCAUUUAUAUAGUUAAACGUCAUAUGUUGCAACGACCAUCAGGGAUUACUGAUGAGAGAACUUCUUUGCUGGCGAAUGCAGACGGAAACGAAAAUCCAUCGCAAACAACAGACGACACUCAAUCGCCAAUCUCUGUUACUCUGUUCAGUAUUGGUAAUCUCAGUUUUAUCAUUAAAGUUGGAUCUGAGCCACAACCUAAUGUUGAAACAAAUCAGAGCGUAGUGAAUGCUUAA